AUGUCAUUGAUCAUCGAAGACGCUGAGAACACCUUCAAGCACAUCCAUCGUAUCCUCAACACCAACAUCGACGGAAAGCGUACAAUUCCCUUCGCUCUUGACAAGAUCAAGGGAGUUGGUCGUCGCUUCGGCUUCCUCAUCUGCAAGAUCCUCCGCAUCAAUCCCAAACUCAGAGCCGGUGAGCUCACCGAAACCCAGUGCGAUGCCAUCGCCAACCUCAUCAACGACCCCGAAGGCCACGGCGUCCCCAGAUGGUUCCUCAACAGACAGAGGGACUACAAGGAGGGCAAGAACCUCCAGGUCGCCUCCAACGUCCUCGAAACCAAACUCAGAGAAGACGUCGAGAGACUCUUCAAGAUCAGGAGCAACAGAGGUCUCAGACACAAGUGGGGACUCAAGGUGAGAGGUCAGCACACCAAGACCACCGGAAGAAGAGGAAAGACCGUCGGUGUCGAGAGAAAGAAAAAGUGA
Messenger RNA from Nymphaea colorata (pocket water lily), 471 nucleotides. RefSeq names its product 40S ribosomal protein S18-like. The transcript has a single exon. Gene Ontology annotation, molecular function: structural constituent of ribosome; RNA binding. Bases 1 to 471 code for a protein of 156 amino acids. The record is from RefSeq and is a predicted model, not a curated record. NCBI's taxonomy places the organism in Eukaryota, Viridiplantae, Streptophyta, Magnoliopsida, Nymphaeales, Nymphaeaceae. Gene Ontology annotation, cellular component: cytosol; small ribosomal subunit; ribosome. Gene Ontology annotation, biological process: translation.